UCGUAUCCAUCGUUCCUGCACUCAGACUUAGUACUCGUAUCCCAACAGGCGACACGGCCCCAUGGAUCCUUCCGCGCGUCAGUCGGUGCAGCGAAUCGCCACCGUGACAGUGACACACACCCUGCGAAAGCGCCUUUCAGAACGUGCCUCGCAGGGCUUCUUAUCCGGCCUGUGCCCAACUGAGCUCCUCGACGUGACAUGACUCAGCGGGAAAUACAUAGCCCUUCACGUCGCCGUCGAGAUGACUCACGCCGGCGCUGGCUGCGCAACAAUGCGCAAAGCCAAAAGUCGUGGUGAGCGUCUAGGAAGGACUGGAGCCACGAAGCCAAGCCUUGGUCGUGCAAAGAAAGACACGGGUAUUUGAAGGGACGAGGUGCGGCGGCUGUGGACAGCGUCAAGAUCGCAGAUGACCACCACCCUCCCCUCCCUGCCUCGUUCUGGCCGAGAGACCGACCUCGCCGCAGCCCGUCCAGCUCCAACACCUGUCAUCAUCUUCCAGCAGCAGCCACUUGUCGAGUUCAAGCCUCUUGCCGUGGCCGACGUGGCGACAAGUCUCAUCCAUGGCGACAGCGUGCGAUCAUGGCCCGCCGACAAGUGCGCUCCCGUUGGAGCCACCGUCAUCGUUCGACACUGCCCUCUGCCUGCUGCCCCCGAGUCACCUAUGGCCACGUCUCGACCGUGUCCGGAGCCUCUACGAUCCGGCAUAUGCGAAAUGGCCGCCUCAUGUGAAUCUCAUUUAUCCGUUUGUGCCGCCAGAGCGACUCCCCGGUGUAGCGCAGCUCUUGUCAGAGGCGCACCUCGACAACAUCAGCGUGAGCCUGUCUAGCGCAGAUGCCUUCAUUCAUAGGAAGCACAACUCCGUCAUCCUUCGUCCCGCCAAGCCUGAUGCUGUCUCGUGCCUUCGCACUCAGGUCUGUGACGCCUUGGGCUGGGCGCCAGGCGAUGCCUACCAGCCUCAUAUGACUAUCGGCCAGACCACGGACGCUCAGUCGGAUGCUCACCGCUUCCUGCUUGAAAAGGCCCAGUUGCUGGCACCCGUCGCCUGGGACGUCACAUGGCUUGGCAUCAUGAUACGGGAACCCUCAUCGCGGCGCAUGACGCCUUGGGCCCAGCUCCACCUCAACCCACCUCGUCUGCAGCGCCCGGCUCAAGUCCUCGGUCUCACGGCCCCCGUCCCGGAUUCCGAGAAAGGAAGCAGUUGGGCGGCCGUUCAGUCACAGACCACAUACCACUUCCAAUCUACUGAGCGUGAGUGGGCGCCGCUCUCGAUCGGUGCUCAUACCGCCACCGGGGAAGACCGAAGCUUGGUCGUUGCUUCCUACAAUGUUCUAGCUGAGUUUCAAUGGCCCCCGAGCUCAUCGCGCUACCCGGAUCUCAUCAGAAAUAUCCUCUCUGCGAAAGCCGUUGCAGACAUUCUCGUUCUCCAAGAAGUCACGGACCACUUCCUGCCGUCUCUCCUCCACAACAGCCAGAUUUCUGCGCGCUAUCCAUUCUCAACCCACGGCCCUGCCCUGUUCGGCCCACUCCCCAGUCAUCUCAAUCUUGUCGUCUUGAGCCGGUUCCCCUUUCGCUGGGAGUACCUUCAGUUCCAGCGAAAGCACAAGGGUGCCGCCAUCCUGUCCUUUCCCACUCUUGACUCUCACACACAGAAUGAAGCCCGGAUGCCGCUCAUUCUGGCAGCCUGCCACUUGACUCAAGGGUUAGCUGACGGAGCUGUGGUAGCCAAGAGAAUCGAGUUGCAAAAGCUUCUAAAGCACCUCUCGGACCGCUACCACGCCCAUCCGCUGAUCGUCGCUGGCGACUUCAACAUUGUUACGUCCUCGUACACUGUUGACUCGGCCCGACAAAGGCAAGACCUAUCCUGCCACGGGCUCCAAAGUCUUGCCGAGAUCCAAUCUCUAUUCACCGAGGUCGGGCUCGAAGAUGCCUGGCUACUUACCAGGCUAAGCAUGGGAGAGUCCUCAAGCGCUGAUCGAGAUCUCAUGACACCACAAGAUCUGCAUGAGGGCGAAGAGGGCGCAACUUUUAAUCCACGUACAAACCAGCUAGCUGCGCGAUCGGUUGGCAGUGGAACAAACAAUAGACCGCAGAGAUAUGACCGAAUCAUGGUCAGCUCCAGUCUGGCGCUACGCCCAUGUGGUUUCAACAUGUUUGGAGACACCUGCCCAGAGGCAAGUGACCACUGGGGCAUUCGCUGUCUCCUUCAGCGUCCAGUGGCUGACCGGCCAGCGGCCCAAGCAUUUUCUGCCCGGCCUGUUCCUGUCCGUUUGGUCAGAUCGCCAGCCACCCUUGGUGGUGCCAAUGAGAUUAAAGACGCACUGUCCUCCCAGGGCUCCUUACCUGGCGAUGCAGAGGAGAUACUUCGACAAGAAGCGAUCGCACUGCUUGAAGGGGUUUUGCAGGCCAAGGACUCCCAAAACUCAGAAGAGGACGCACAGCCAAUGACCACAUUGGUGCUUGUCCCCGUCGGCUCAUUUGGACUGGGCGUAUGGACGCCGUCGUCGGAUAUGGAUUGCCUAUGCAUCGGGAGCAUGUCUUCCAAGGUUUUCUUCGCCGUCGCUUCGCAGAGGCUCAGAAAGGCAGCAUCACAAGGUGUGAAGAUCCUGCGGCGUGUGAAGGCCAACACAGGCACGAUGCUUGAGCUUGAUGUACUGGGGAUCAAGUUUGAUCUUCAGUACUGUGCCGCGGGCGCUAUAGCCAACAGCUGUCCCGACAUCUUCAAGCGCCCGCCUUCAGAUCCCGCAUUCGUACUGUCGAUGCAGACCCUCGCCAAGCUGAAACCCGCAAGAGACCUUUACUAUCUUCGGAGAUCCAUACCUGAUAUGGCUCAGUAUCGCCUUGCGCACCUCGUUAUCAAGGAGUGGGCCAAGUCGCGGGGCCUGUAUGCAUCGAGAUUUGGCCUGCUAGGGGGCAUCCACAUAACAGCAAUGCUUGUACCCGUUCACAAGGUUUUGGCCGCCACACACGGUCCAUUGUCUACAGCCGACCUGGUCAUGUCCUUCUUCCAUCACUAUGCUAACUUUGACUGGGAGUCCAACUGUAUUUUCGACACUCACUUUCAUAAGGAUCUGAAGUAUCGGCGCACACCUCGGGAGCCACUUUGCCUGCUAGGUUGGCAUGGGCCCUCUCUCAAUACCUCUUCAAACGCAUCGAGACCAACAGUACACAGCAUAUCCUUCGAACUCAAGCGCGCCAAUCGACUUCUGUCGGAAGAGGGGAUGACAUGGGCUAGCUUCCUGAAGCAGGAGACUCGACAGCUUCCGAUCAGGCUACAUUCGCACGCUGCAGGCGAGUUUAUUCUGCGAUACAAAAGCUACGUGAAAAUUGAUGCCCGCUAUUGGGGCUCGUCGCAAAGCAAAGGCAGACGCUAUUUCGGAUGGCUCGAGUCCCGUUUUGUUAAUCUUCUAGUUGACCUCGAUCGCAAGGUUCCCGCUCUUAGAGCUCGAGUUUGGCCGGAGAUUUUUACCGACAGGACAUGCAGCACUUCGACUACGACAGAGCGCGACGGAUGUUACCUGAUUGGUCUUGAGUGGCGCGACAGCGACAUUGCCGACGUGCGGAAGGAACAGUCACGGGACACCAAGCGCCUGCUUGGAGCAGUGCUUCGAGACUUUGAGGCCCGAGUACAAGGGGACGAAAAGUACUACGACAAAGAUUGCUGUUGGGUGCUGGUGUCAGAAGCCGACGGGAAGGGGGUGCGUGACUUGCAACUAGAAUCGACUGGCGCCAGCCAUGACGCGUGCGGUGAUACAGACUCGGAGGGAGAUUCUGACAGCGAAACUGAUGAGGAUGCUGAGCGCUGCAGGAAUGAGCAGCACCAGAGCAUGCGAGUUAGUGGUGGAGGCAAACUGGAAAUGCUCCAGCCCCAGCAGGCGACAAAGGGGCCGACCAGCCGUGGCAAGCUUCGAUCAGCAUCCGAUGUCAUGAACCGACUACGCUGGGACACUGCCAUGGACCCUGGAGACUACAUUGUAGGCUACGAGGAUCGAUUCACGGGGGCCAGAGAGAAGCCGCUGGUACAGUGGAAGUCUGAACAGACAGACGAGGAGUUUAUCCCGCAACAUCGGAUUCUCUAUUUCAGGUGUAGUAGCACCGGAAACGUCAUCUGGGAACGACGGACGCGGUUAGAUCAUGUAUUUGGCAGUGGAGCUGGCUCACACAGCAGUAUCUAGCCCGUUCAUUUCAUUUUCCUUACGGCAGACGGGGCGAGCAAUAGGACGGCAUGUGAACGAAUGCCCACAUGGUGGUGCUCCGCUCGCCAAGUGGCCCCUUUCUUCGGCUCUCAGCCAGAUUAGCUGUACAAGACACCGGUUUCUCAGCCCGGUUGUUUGAAGGUGACGUAAAAUAACAGCUACUGCAACUCAAUUACAUGGCCGAGAGGAACCAACCCCGUCGAGGAAAGCCACUCAGCAGAGGGAACCCCGUGUUUGCUAUCAGACGGAGAGUGGACAGCUCGAGACUGGAGUAGCCGCCUGAGGGGGGAAACGACAGGCCCUCUCCAGGACAGAAGCAGCGACUUUCAGGCAAGUGCUGACCACCUGUUCCGUCAAGGAAGGCCGCUCUACCACUCGUUGGGUUGUGAUUAUUUGGCGAACGCUCACCCUGUCUCAUGACGAGAGGCUGAGGAAGACGGCUGCGAUGGCCGACUUGUCGUACUUGACGUACUUGCCCUUUCCUUUGUCAAUUUCAUGAUACCGGUCCCAAAAUCGGUCGUACAGCGGUUGCAGCUUUUGGCGAAUGUCUUCGCCGAACAUGGAUCGCACCUCACGCUCCAUGUGGUAGGACCGGUGCUUGGAGACCAUGUCAUCAAAGGCGCUAUUGAACUGGGAAAACUUCUCUUUGAUCUUAUCCUUGUCUUUACUGCUCAGGCCCUUAACCACAGACGCAGAGUCUGCCUGUCCGGAUGUCGGUCGCUGCGUACGGUUGGUGUGAAUGGUAUCAAAAAGAUAGACCGAGAGAUCUUUGCAGAUGUCAGUGUAGGAUGCAGUGGCCUUUUUGCGCCACUGGUCGAGCAGAUCAAGCCGCGGCUCCAGCAGGGCGUGAAGUUCAGAGUCUACAAUGGCUCGCUGGAUGAUGAUGAUAUUGUUGGCAAUGAAGACACCAACGAGUGACUUGGCCCGGAGGACAGCGCGUGCUUUCUGGUCCAAAGCGGAGAGCAGGGCGUCAAUGGUAUCCAGGCAGUAGCGCGAAAACAGGUCCUCGCCGUCCGCGCCAAUAUCGAAGGAAGCUAGGCUGGGGAUUGCAUUUGUAGAGCGACCGCUUUGGCUUGUAUUGGCCUUCCAGCCUCCGUCACCUAGAGAGAUCAUGAUGCCUGAAAUUGGUCGCAAGAACUCCACCAUGGCCUGCAGGCGCUGCAUAACCUCUGAUACUAUGGGCGUUGGAGCGCCGUCAGAAGGCAAUCCCUGUAGGCUGCUGACUUUGCGCCUGGUCUCUUCGAGCAGCUCGGAAAGAGAGGACUUGGCGGUCUCGCGAAUAGGCUUCAGAACAGCAGCCAGU
Messenger RNA from Purpureocillium takamizusanense, 5496 nucleotides. RefSeq lists its product as uncharacterized. Gene Ontology annotation, molecular function: poly(A) RNA polymerase activity; RNA binding. Gene Ontology annotation, cellular component: nucleus. The coding region runs from base 561 to 4172 and encodes 1203 amino acids. The transcript is spliced from 4 exons. Lineage: Eukaryota; Fungi; Ascomycota; Sordariomycetes; Hypocreales; Ophiocordycipitaceae. The record is from RefSeq and is a predicted model, not a curated record.